AUGGCGCAUGGCAUGUUUAGCCUUCUGCCUUCCUGGCCCUCUGCGAUCGGAGGGAACAAGGUCAUGGCAGAAGACGUGAAGAUGUUAAGCUCGUCCUGCGCGCCCGGGGCCAACAUCGCGCUGCCCCCGAUGCUCAAGCGCAAACGUUCGGAUUCAACCGUGACUGACGGCCCCAUUGCGACCAAAUUUCGUACUGAAGAUCCGGUCGCGGUCUCCUCACAGCCGACUCCAUCGCCGACCGUCGCAUUCACAUCCGACCACGUUGCAUCGCCCGUCGCAUCUGCCCCGUCAGUCGCGACUACGCGUCCACCGGCGCAGGCCGCCUCGGGUGCUCCGGAUGUGAAUCGCCUUCGCGAUACCAUCAGCGCUCAGAUCAGCUUGGAGGUACUGUUGAAGCACAACGAGUUGCGCCUGAUCGAUCAGGAGAUCGCCAAAUGUCAGGUCGCGUUGGAGCAACUGCGCCGUUGCGCGGAGAUCCCCUACCCUGGCUCUGCCGUCGCCGGUGCAUCCGCCGACGUCAGCUCGGGCUCGGGCGCAGCGCUGUUGAAGCCUGGAAAUGGCCCAGCAGCGCUAUCGCCUGCACCGUGGGGUGUCACGGAGGGCCCGUACUCGCGUCAUUACGCGAGGUGGCUGCUCCCAGAUCCUCGUUUCGAUGGCGGUGAAGGCAGGUCUGGACUGUCUGCAACUGCUGGUGCCGGUCUUCCGCUGGUCGAGGGCCGUUCAACUCGUGGGAACCCUGUCGAUUAUCCGAUGCUCGCGGGCAAGUCGCGUCCUUCGCGAAACUCUACUGGUGAAAAGCUGAACGCGGGUCUGCCAAGCGGGUAUCCUAUCGUCAAGGAGAAGGCUGGGCCUAUGAUCGUGCGACGCAAGUCGGAUCAAGUCAUGGUCAAGCUCGUCUGUCUGGAUUGCCGGAGGGAUAAUUUCUCCAGCACCCAGGGCUUCAUCAACCAUUGCCGUAUUGCGCACGGCCGGAACUUUGCGAGUCACGACGCUGCUGCGAUGGCAUCCGGUGAGCCUGUCGAGGUCGACGAAGCCGGUACUGUCGUGGGUGGCCGCAGCGAGUCGACCAGCAGUGUCGCAACCCCGGGUUACGUUCAUCCAUUGGUCCGCUCGUCUGCUCAACUCCCAACAUCCUCAAACGCACUUCCGACUCCAGCAAAGGACGCCCUCACUCCACGGAAACAAUUUGAUACUAAAUCCGCCGUUGCCACCCCUCCUGCUACGGUCUUGCACAACCAGUCGUUCCGUCGUCAAUCAGUGCCUGUCAAGCCUAUGAACCCCUCCUUCAUGGCAUCUCCUGCCACACCCCCACCUAUCUGCUCUCAUGCGAGACCGAGGUCUUGGUUUGAACUUGAGCAAGCUGGUGGAGGAGUCGAAGACGCCCGUGGACCUUAG
Penicillium maclennaniae is the source of this 1395-nucleotide messenger RNA. RefSeq lists its product as uncharacterized. NCBI's taxonomy places the organism in Eukaryota, Fungi, Ascomycota, Eurotiomycetes, Eurotiales, Aspergillaceae. Bases 1 to 1395 code for a protein of 464 amino acids. The transcript has a single exon. The record is from RefSeq and is a predicted model, not a curated record.